GUCAUGAAUGCUACUGUCCUAUUAUGGAAUCCAGCUAUACCUGAAGCUGUCUCAUUUCAUAAUGGGUGAGAUAUUUGUACUUAUCUCAUGUCAUUUUAACAUUGAAUAAUUUAGUAUUAUUUAUGACUACUAACUUAUAUUGAUAUUGCUAAUGAUAUGCUGCCUCUAAUUUAUUUUUAUGGUAACUAUUCCACUUCUAGGUUGGCCCUUCAUGGAAUCGAUGCCGAUUUGCCUCUAGCUGAAGCUGUUGAUUCUGAUCAUGUACCAGUGAUCACCUUAGAGGAUGAAUUUCUAAAGCUUUAUCCUAGGAAAGACAUAAGGGAACUCAAUGAUACUGCUGAGGAUGGUAUUUUUAUUGUUAUGGCGAAUAUAUCUGGUCUGGUUGAAGGGGAAAAGUGGUGGUACUCUGCCUGUAGUUGUCAUAAGGCUGUGACUGUGGAAGAUGGAAUCUCUUAUUGUCCUGGCUGUUCCAAAGUUGUGCUAAGUGUUACUCCAAGAUUCAGAAUCAAGUUAGAAGUUGAUGAUGGUCUUGGCUGCGGUGUAUUUGUUGUUUUUGACACAGAUUGCCAACAAUUGCUGAGCAAGACCUGCAAGGAACUGAUCAUGGCUUCCAAGGGGAAGGCUGCAAAAGAUUACCCAAAUGAGAUUAAGUCCAUCAUUGGAAGACAGAUUUUAUUUAAGGUGCAGAAAUCAAAUGGCCAUGGUACCACUUUUGAUGACUCCUACAAAGUGAAGAAAAUAUGUACUGAUGUCGUUAUGGUUGAGAAUUUCAAGGACAAUUCCAGAGUUCAAACUCCCACCAAGAUGAUCAGCAGCCCCAAAUUUUCUAAGUUUUCUGGUGCGGAACUUGAUAACAACGGUGACUCUUCUGCAAAACUAUCUGAAAUAGGCCCCAGUGUUGUAUCCCUUGAUGAAAUUUCUCUCACUGAUGGAUCUGUUAUCUGCUCUUCUGUUCAGAGUGCUGGUAGUGACCUGAGUUCUAACAAACCUGCUAAGAGAUUGAGGAUCAGGCCUGUGAAGUUGGAGAAGGACUACGCACUGUAGCUGAAUAAGAUAGUUAUAAUUAUAAUAUGAGAUGCAAUUUCCAACAAUGUGUCUAAUUGGAGUCUUUUUGUAAUGUAUUUACUGUAGGAAGAUUGGUUAAGUUGCACUCUUAAUAUAUUAGUAGUAUUUCAUUUUGUUAUCAUAGAUCUAAGACGUUGUGGUUUGUAAGGUCAGUUGUUAGAGUCUCCUA
Molecule: messenger RNA, 1234 nt
Organism: Lotus japonicus
Lineage: Eukaryota; Viridiplantae; Streptophyta; Magnoliopsida; Fabales; Fabaceae
Exons: 5
Coding region: 157-1044 (295 amino acids)
Source: RefSeq, a predicted model, not a curated record